AUGGUCCGGUUCCUCUUGGUUUUCUUCCCAACUAUCUUUUUGGAAAUGACCCUACUCCCCAGAGGUCCCUGCAGGAAAGUGUUGCUGGCGGGAGCCUCAUCUCAGCGCUCCGUGGCCAGAAUGGACGGAGAUGUCAUCAUCGGGGCCCUCUUCUCAGUCCAUCACCAGCCUCCGGCCGAGAAGGUGCCCGAGAGGAAAUGUGGGGAGAUUAGGGAGCAGUACGGCAUCCAAAGGGUGGAGGCCAUGUUCCACACUUUGGAUAAGAUCAACGCGGACCCGGUCCUCCUGCCCAACAUCACUCUGGGCAGUGAGAUCCGGGAUUCCUGCUGGCACUCCUCCGUGGCUCUGGAGCAGAGCAUUGAGUUCAUCAGGGACUCUCUGAUUUCUAUUCGAGAUGACAGGGACGGGCUCAACCGCUGCCUGCCGGACGGUCAGACCCUCCCCCCAGGCAGGACUAAGAAGCCCAUUGCGGGCGUGAUCGGCCCCGGCUCCAGCUCCGUCGCCAUUCAAGUACAGAACCUGCUGCAGCUCUUUGACAUCCCCCAGAUCGCGUACUCUGCCACCAGCAUCGAUCUGAGUGACAAAACUCUGUAUAAAUACUUCCUGAGGGUGGUCCCUUCUGACACUUUGCAGGCAAGGGCGAUGCUUGACAUAGUCAAGCGGUACAAUUGGACCUAUGUCUCCGCAGUCCACACGGAAGGGAAUUAUGGGGAGAGCGGAAUGGAUGCUUUCAAAGAGCUGGCCGCCCAGGAAGGCCUCUGCAUCGCCCACUCAGACAAAAUCUACAGCAAUGCUGGGGAGAAGAGCUUUGACCGACUCCUGCGCAAGCUCCGAGAACGGCUUCCCAAGGCCAGAGUGGUGGUGUGCUUCUGCGAAGGGAUGACUGUCCGGGGCCUCCUGAGCGCCAUGCGGCGCCUUGGCGUCGUGGGCGAGUUCUCACUCAUCGGAAGUGAUGGAUGGGCAGACAGAGAUGAAGUCAUUGAAGGUUAUGAGGUGGAAGCCAACGGGGGAAUCACGAUAAAGCUGCAGUCUCCAGAGGUCAGGUCAUUUGAUGAUUAUUUCCUGAAACUGAGGCUGGACACUAAUACAAGGAAUCCCUGGUUCCCUGAGUUCUGGCAACAUCGGUUCCAGUGCCGCCUACCAGGACACAUUCUGGAAAACCCCAACUUUAAAAGAAUCUGCACAGGCAAUGAAAGCUUAGAAGAGAACUAUGUCCAGGACAGUAAGAUGGGAUUUGUCAUCAAUGCCAUCUAUGCCAUGGCGCACGGGCUACAGAACAUGCAUCAGGCCCUCUGCCCUGGCCACGUGGGCCUCUGCGACGCCAUGAAGCCCAUCGAUGGCAGCAAACUCCUGGAAUUCCUCAUCAAGUCCACGUUCAUCGGUGUGUCUGGAGAGGAGGUGUGGUUUGAUGAGAAAGGGGAUGCUCCUGGAAGGUAUGAUAUUAUGAAUCUGCAGUACACAGAAGCCAAUCGCUAUGACUAUGUACACGUUGGAACUUGGCAUGAAGGGGUCUUGAACAUCGAUGAUUACAAAAUCCAAAUGAACAAGAGUGGAAUGGUACGGUCUGUAUGCAGUGAGCCUUGCUUAAAGGGUCAAAUCAAGGUCAUACGGAAAGGGGAAGUCAGUUGCUGCUGGAUUUGCACUGCCUGCAAAGAGAAUGAGUAUGUGCAAGAUGAGUUCACCUGCAAGGCUUGUGACUUGGGAUGGUGGCCCAAUGCAGAUCUGACAGGAUGUGAACCCAUUCCUGUGCGCUAUCUUGAGUGGAGCAACAUCGAGUCCAUCAUAGCCAUCGCCUUUUCCUGCUUGGGCAUCCUUGUUACCUUGUUUGUCACCCUGAUCUUCGUGCUAUACCGAGAUACACCUGUGGUCAAAUCCUCCAGCCGGGAGCUCUGCUACAUCAUCCUAGCUGGCAUCUUCCUCGGUUACGUGUGUCCCUUCACCCUUAUUGCCAAGCCCACCAUCACUUCCUGCUACCUACAGCGCCUCCUGGUCGGCCUCUCUUCUGCCAUGUGCUACUCUGCUUUAGUGACCAAAACCAACCGCAUCGCACGCAUCUUGGCUGGCAGCAAGAAGAAGAUCUGCACCCGGAAGCCCAGGUUUAUGAGUGCCUGGGCCCAGGUGAUCAUUGCCUCAAUUCUGAUCAGCGUGCAGCUAACCUUGGUGAUAACCCUGAUCAUCAUGGAGCCCCCCAUGCCCAUCCUGUCCUACCCGAGCAUCAAAGAAGUCUACCUUAUCUGCAAUACCAGCAACCUGGGGGUGGUGGCCCCUUUGGGCUACAAUGGGCUCCUCAUCAUGAGCUGUACCUACUAUGCCUUCAAGACCCGCAAUGUGCCCGCCAACUUCAAUGAGGCCAAAUACAUUGCCUUCACCAUGUACACCACCUGCAUCAUCUGGCUGGCUUUCGUGCCCAUUUACUUUGGGAGCAACUACAAGAUCAUUACUACCUGCUUUGCAGUGAGCCUCAGUGUAACGGUGGCCCUGGGGUGCAUGUUCACCCCCAAGAUGUACAUCAUUAUUGCCAAACCCGAGAGGAAUGUCCGCAGUGCCUUCACCACCUCGGACGUGGUCCGCAUGCACGUUGGUGAUGGCAAGCUGCCCUGCCGCUCCAACACUUUACUCAGCAUUUUCCGAAGAAAGAAACCAGGGGCAGGGAAUGCCAAUUCUAAUGGCAAGUCUGUGUCGUGGUCUGAACCAGGUGGAAGACAGGUGCCCAAAGGUCAGCACACGUGGCACCGGCUCUCGGUGCACGUGAAGACCAGCGAGACGGCCUGCAACCAAACAGCCGUCAUCAAACCCCUCACUAAAAGUUACCAAGGCUCCGGCAAGAGCCUGACCUUUUCUGAUGCCAGCACCAAGACCCUUUACAACGUGGAGGAGGAGGACGCCCAGCCGGCGGGCUUCAGCCCUCCCAGCAGUCCUUCCAGGGCGGCGCCCCGCCGCGUGCCGACCGCGGCCAGCACCCCGCCUCUGCCGCCCCACCUUCCGGCCGAGGAGACUCCCCUCUUCCUGGCGGAGCCGGCCAUCCCCAAGGGCUUGCCCCCGCCCCUCCAGCAGCCGCCGCUGCCGCAGAAAUCCUUCCUGGACCAGCUGCAGGGAGUGGUCAACAAUUUCAGCGCCGGGAUCCCGGAUUUCAGCUCGGUGCUCGCCGUCCCCGGGGCCGUGGGGAACGGGGGGCGGUCCCUGUUCCCGCCCCCGGCGCCCCCGCAGCACCUGCCGUUGCUGCCGCUGCCGCUGAGCCCCUUCGCGGAGGAGCCCGCCUCGCCGCCUGGCGAAGACGACGACGAGGACGACAGCGAGAGGUUCAAGCUGCUGCAGGAGUACCUGUCCGAGCGGGAAGGGAACACCGAGGAGGACGAGCUGGAGGAGGAAGAGGAGGAGGGGGACCUGCCGGCGCCCAGCAAGCCCACCCCGGAGGCCUCGCCCGCCCUGACGCCCCCGUCCCCCUUCCGCGACUCGGUGGCCUCGGGCAGCUCGGUGCCCAGCUCCCCCGUGUCCGAGUCGGUGCUCUGCACCCCUCCCAAUGUGACCUACGCCUCGGUCAUCCUGAGGGACUAUAAGCAGAGCUCGUCCACCCUGUAG
This is a messenger RNA of Budorcas taxicolor (takin), 3579 nucleotides long. RefSeq names its product glutamate metabotropic receptor 1 (gene GRM1). NCBI's taxonomy places the organism in Eukaryota, Metazoa, Chordata, Mammalia, Artiodactyla, Bovidae. Gene Ontology annotation, molecular function: adenylate cyclase inhibiting G protein-coupled glutamate receptor activity; G protein-coupled receptor activity involved in regulation of postsynaptic membrane potential. Gene Ontology annotation, cellular component: postsynaptic density membrane. The coding region runs from base 1 to 3579 and encodes 1192 amino acids. The transcript has 8 exons. The record is from RefSeq and is a predicted model, not a curated record. Gene Ontology annotation, biological process: G protein-coupled glutamate receptor signaling pathway; regulation of synaptic transmission, glutamatergic.